AGCCCCCGGUGGGAGCCAAGGGACUGGCGGCAGCAGCUGGAGCGCAUCCGAGAAAUGAGGAGGAGCAGAGAUGCUCCCGUGGAUGAGAUGGGAGUGGAGAAGUGUUACGACAGCAGCGCACCUCCGCAGGUUAUGCGCUACCAGGUCCUGCUGUCGCUGAUGCUCUCCAGCCAGACCAAGGACCAGGUGACGUCGGCUGCCAUGCUGCGCCUCCGGCAGCGCGGCCUCACGGUCGACAGCAUUUUGCAGAUGGACGACGCGACGCUUGGGCGGCUCAUUUACCCCGUGGGAUUCUGGAGGAACAAGGUGAAGUACAUCAAGCAGACGACAGCCAUCCUGAAGGAGAAGUACGGGGGUGACAUACCGAGAACUGUGGAGGAGCUGGUGCAGCUGCCGGGAGUUGGGCCCAAAAUGGCCCACUUGGCCAUGACCAUUGCCUGGGACAGCGUGUCCGGGAUAGCUGUGGACACCCACGUGCACAGGAUCACCAACAGGCUGAAGUGGGUGAAGAAGGAGACCAAAUACCCCGAGGAAACUCGGGUGGCGCUGGAGGACUGGCUGCCCAGGGAUCUCUGGAGGGAGAUCAACUGGCUCUUGGUGGGCUUUGGCCAGCAGACCUGCCUGCCCGUGAAUCCCCGCUGCAACGAGUGCCUCAACCAAGACAUUUGCCCAGCUGCUAAGAGACGCUGAGGGAAAUCAUCCUCUCUCCAUAGAG
Messenger RNA from Mesitornis unicolor (brown roatelo), 715 nucleotides. It is a transcript of the gene NTHL1, whose product is annotated as nth endonuclease III-like 1 (E. coli). Gene Ontology annotation, cellular component: nucleus. The transcript is spliced from 5 exons. Lineage: Eukaryota; Metazoa; Chordata; Aves; Mesitornithiformes; Mesitornithidae. Gene Ontology annotation, molecular function: oxidized pyrimidine nucleobase lesion DNA N-glycosylase activity; DNA binding; 4 iron, 4 sulfur cluster binding. The annotation marks the transcript as partial. Gene Ontology annotation, biological process: nucleotide-excision repair; base-excision repair; base-excision repair, AP site formation. The record is from RefSeq and is a predicted model, not a curated record.